AUGAGAAGGGAUUCAUUCAUGUACCUCUGCACUGUACUUAGGCCACAUCUUGAGCGACAGCGAACACGCUACAGAGUUCCUCUCACUGUGGAACAAAGAGUUGCCGUUACAAUUUGGAGGCUUGCUACAAAUGUUGAAUAUCGCUCUAUUGCACACUUGUUUGGUAUCGGCCUCUCAACGGCAUGUGUUGUGACACAGCAAGUAGUUUCAGCCAUUCUCUUUAUCCUGAAACCAAAUUUGAUCAAAGUUCCUACAGGAAACAACCUGAAACAUGUAGUAAAUGGCUUCAGAGACAGGUGGGGCUUUCCCCAAUGUGCUGGGGCUAUAGAUGGCACACAUGUGCCUAUCAUUGCCCCACAUGAUAACAGGUCUGACUACUAUAACAGAAAAGGCUACUACUCAAUAAUUCUGCAAGGUGUUGUGGACCACAAAUUGAUGUUUUGGGACAUAAAUGUUGGGUGGCCUGGAAAGGUGCAUGAUGCAAGGGUCUUUGGAAAUUCCUCCAUCUUCCAAAAAGGGCAAUCAGGCAGACUUUUUCCACCAUGGACAGAAGAAUUUCAAGGUGUUUCUGUCCCUAUAUGUAUUGUAGGAGAUGCUGCAUACCAACUCCUACCGUGGCUACAAAAGCCAUUUCCUGAAACACCAGGAGUUACCCAGGACCAGCGUCUGUAUAAUUACAGACUAAGCAGGGCCAGGGUGUGUGCAGAGAGAGCAUUUGGCAGGCUGAAAGCAAGAUGGCGAUGCCUACUGAAGAGAAACGACCACAACCUCAAGAAGAUUCCUAAAGUUGUGGCAGCUUGUUGUACACUUCAUAAUUAUUGUGAGAGCAGAGGUGAAAUGCUGGAGUCUGAACUACUGGGAAAUGAGGAAGAUAUAGAAGACAGGGAAAUGGGCUACAACUGGGACCUGAAGACACAGUGGAUCGUUCUCACGGGAGUUUCCUCACCUCUCCACCGACUACAGCUGCUGGACGACAGCUGGGACACAAAAGCACAGUGA
Misgurnus anguillicaudatus (oriental weatherfish) is the source of this 999-nucleotide messenger RNA. Lineage: Eukaryota; Metazoa; Chordata; Actinopteri; Cypriniformes; Cobitidae. The record is from RefSeq and is a predicted model, not a curated record.